This is a messenger RNA of Maniola jurtina (meadow brown), 849 nucleotides long. Its product is annotated as short stature homeobox protein 2-like. Bases 1 to 849 code for a protein of 282 amino acids. The transcript has 5 exons. Gene Ontology annotation, molecular function: DNA-binding transcription factor activity, RNA polymerase II-specific; sequence-specific double-stranded DNA binding. Gene Ontology annotation, cellular component: nucleus. Gene Ontology annotation, biological process: regulation of transcription by RNA polymerase II. Lineage: Eukaryota; Metazoa; Arthropoda; Insecta; Lepidoptera; Nymphalidae. The record is from RefSeq and is a predicted model, not a curated record.
AUGGUGAUGGAGCGGCUGGCGGACUUCGUCAGCAAGUCGCUGGAGGGCGGCGACGCGCCGGCACCGCCGCCGGAGCCCGGGGACGCCGACGACGUGGACGAGGAGGUGGACAUCACCGCGCUAGAGGAGAAGGCGCCGCCGGCGAAGAGGCCGCGGAAUUGGCUCGUGUCCCCUGUGCCUGUGCAGAACUAUAAACGGGAAGAGGAUGAUGAUGACCAUAAACAUGAUCUCACGGACAAGUCUAACGGUACCGUGAACAGCAACAGCAGCGGCAAGCAGCGACGCUCGCGCACUAACUUCACGCUGGAGCAGCUGGGCGAGCUGGAACGGCUGUUCGACGAGACGCACUACCCUGAUGCCUUCAUGCGCGAAGAACUUAGCCAGCGCCUCGGCCUUAGUGAAGCUAGAGUGCAGGUGUGGUUUCAAAAUCGACGUGCCAAGUGUCGAAAACACGAGAGCCAAAUGCAUAAAGGUCUUCUAGUAGGAGGUGGGGGCACACCGUUGGAGCCAUGUCGUGUGGCGCCAUACGUGUCAGUGCCGCGUUUGGCGAGCUCGACGCCGCGGCCGCCGCCGCCGCCGCUGCCACUCGCACCACACCCGCCCUCGACGGCCUUCGCGCCCUUUGACUCGGCUUUGCUGUCAGCUGCAGCGCAUCAGUACGCCACCGCAGCCGCAGCAGCCGCGGCAGCUCUGUGUCCGCCGUACGCGGGGCUGGCGGCGUUGGCGGCGCGAUGUCGCUCGUCCUCCAUCGCGGAUCUGCGGCUGAAGGCGCGGCGCCACGCGGCGGCGCUGGCGGCCGCGCGCGGCCACACGCCGCCGCCAGCCGCGUCCGCGCCCGCUGAUACAUAG